Molecule: messenger RNA, 3170 nt
Organism: Gadus morhua (Atlantic cod)
Lineage: Eukaryota; Metazoa; Chordata; Actinopteri; Gadiformes; Gadidae
Product: ephrin type-A receptor 6-like
Exons: 18
Coding region: 1-2841 (946 amino acids)
Biological process (GO): protein phosphorylation; ephrin receptor signaling pathway; axon guidance
Cellular component (GO): plasma membrane; dendrite
Molecular function (GO): transmembrane-ephrin receptor activity; ATP binding; protein binding
Source: RefSeq, a predicted model, not a curated record
AUGUGUUACCAGUGGGAUGCCAUCACAGAGAUGGACGAGGAGAACCGACCAAUCCACACUUUCCAGGUGUGUCAUGUGAUGGAGCCCAACCAGAACAACUGGUUGCGAUCCGGCUGGAUCCUGCGACAUGAAGCCCAGAAGGUGUACGUGGAGCUGCGCUUCACGCUGAGGGACUGUAACUCCAUACCCUGGGUGGCUGGCACCUGUAAGGAGACCUUCAACCUGUUCUACCUGCAAACCAAUGAGCCACUGCCCACCGCCACCCGCUUCAGACCUGCCGACUACGCCAAGGUAGACACAAUCGCGGCCGACGAGAGCUUUACUCAGACAGACCUGGGUGACCGUGUGCUCCGUCUCAACACCGAGGUCAGGGAGGUCGGACCCGUGACCCGGAAGGGUUUCUACCUGGCCUUCCAGGACGUGGGUGCCUGCAUCGCCCUGGUGUCCGUCAAGGUGUUCUACAAGCGCUGCCCCUCCACCCUGCGCAACCUGGCUGCCUUCCCCGACACCGUUCCCCGGCUGGACUCCUCGUCGCUGGUGGAGGUUCUGGGCGCGUGCGUGCGGAACGCCGAGGAGCGAGAACCCCCCAAGCUGUACUGCGGGGCGGACGGAGACUGGCUGGUCCCGCUGGGCCGCUGCGUGUGCACCAUCGCGCACGAGGAGUCAGACGGCUACUGCAGAGCGUGUGAACCAGGCUUCUACAAAGCGUAUGCCAGCAACAUCAAGUGCUCCCAGUGCCCUCCACACAGCUCCAGCCACGACCAGGCGGCCAGCGUCUGUCAUUGUGACAAGGGCUUCUACCGAGCUGCCAAGGACCCUCCCAGCUCCCCCUGCUCCAGGCCCCCAUCCGCCCCGAGGAACCUGGUCUCCUUCAUCAACGACACAGCACUCUUCCUGCAGUGGGCGGCGCCCAGCGACGCGGGCGGAAGGAAGGAUCUUUCCUACAAUGUCCUGUGCCAGCGCUGCAAAGGUAACCACGGCGAUGGGGCACCGUGCGAGCCAUGUGAAGCAGACCUGCGCUUCAUCCCUCGGCCGCUGGGGCUCACAGUCACGUCGGUGGCGGUGCUAGACUUCGCGCUGCACGGCAACUACACCUUCCACGUGGAGGCAGUGAACGGUGUGUCCAGUCUCGCCGUUGUGGCGCGCUCGUUGGCCAACAUCACAGUGACGACGCACCAAUCAGGUCCUGCUCUUGUGGGGGUAGUGAAGAGGGACUGGUCUUCUCUGAGCAGUAUCGCCAUCUCCUGGACAGAGGUGGAGCAGCCCCCUGCAGACAUUUUGGACUACGAGGUGAAAUACUACGAGAAGGAGCAGGAGCAGCUGAGCUACUCGUCGACCCGCACCAAGCUGCCUGGUGUUGUGGUGACGGGCCUGAAGCCCGGCACGCUCUACGUGUUCCGCGUCCGUGCCCGCACCGCCGCUGGCUAUACAGCUUACUGCCCCAAGUUUGAGUUUGCCACUGUAGAGGAGGACCCUAACGUUGCAGACCAUGGUCAGGUGUUGGUGGUGGUCACGGCAGCAGUGGGGGGCUGCUCCUUACUGGUGGUCCUCACCCUCUUCCUGCUCAUCACAGGACGGUGUCAGGGCUACAUCAAGGCCAGGAUGAAGUCAGAAGAGAAGAGAAGGACCCGUCUGCAGAGCGGCCACGUCCCCUUCUCCGGCAUCAGGACCUAUGUUGACCCUGACACGUACGAAGACCCCACCCAGGCUGUGGAGGAGUUCACCAGGGAGAUAGACCCCUCGCGCAUCCGCAUUGAGAGGGUCAUCGGAACAGGUGAGUUUGGUGAGGUGUGCAGCGGGCGCCUGCAAAUACUGGGGAAGCCAGACGUUGCCGUGGCGAUAAAGACCCUGAAGGGCGGGUACUCGGAGCAGCAGAGACGAGACUUCCUCCGAGAGGCGACCAUCAUGGGCCAGUUCCUGAAUCCCAACAUCAUCCGGCUGGAGGGCGUUGUCACCAGGAGCCGACCGGUGAUGAUCGUCGUGGAGUUCAUGGAAAACGGAGCACUUGACAGCUUCCUUCGGUCACAUGAUGGGCGGUUCACGGUGGUGCAGCUGUCAGGCCUGCUGCGCGGGGUGGCGGAGGGGAUGACCUAUCUGGCUGACAUGGGCUACAUCCACCGCGACCUGGCCGCCCGUAAUGUCCUGGUGGACCAGAACCUGGUCUGCAAGGUGUCAGACUUCGGGAUGUCCCGCAUUGUGGAGGACGACCCCGACUCAGCCUACUGUGCCUCGGGAGGGAAGAUUCCUAUUCGCUGGACGGCUCCCGAGGCAGUGGCCUAUGGGAAGUUCUCUUCGGCGAGCGACGUGUGGAGCUACGGAAUCCUCAUGUGGGAAGUGAUGUCAUACGGCGAGAGGCCCUACUGGGAGAUGUCCAAUCAGGAUGUCAUCCUGUCGAUAGAGGAGGGCUACCGCCUGCCGGCCCCCAUGGGCUGUCCGGUGGCCCUGCACCAGCUCAUGCUGCACUGCUGGCAGAAAGAGCGCCUGCAGCGUCCCCACUUCACCGAUGUGGCAUCCUUUCUGGACAAGCUGAUCCACAACCCCAGUACCCUGCUGGCCCUGGUCAGCCAUGACCACAGCUUCCCGGAGUCCCCAGAAGACAUGAGGGACUACCCUCUGUUUAUCUCCAUCGGUGAUUGGCUGGACUCAAUCCAGAUGAGCCAAUACAAAAGCAACUUCCUGGUGGCUGGCUACACCACGCUGGAUUCUAUUUCCACCAUGUGCAUAGACGACGUCAGACGUAUAGGGGUGUGCCUGAUCGGCCACCAGCGACGCAUCGUCAGCAGCAUCCAGUCCCUCCGCCUGCAGCUCCACCACAUCCAUCAGAGUGGCUUCCAAGUCUGAUCCCCACCGCUCACCACCCACCACCCAGCCCCCCGGGCGUCAGUGACUGUCAGGCAAGACUCUGGCGCUUGUGACCAACAAAAUACCCACUAAUCACCCCGACAGUAGCUCCUUGAGGGUAGAGGGCAAGGGUGGCGGUCUUCUGAAACAAGUCUAUCGACUGCUACUCCGUUCUCGCUUUUUCUUUGGACUUCAAUCAGGCAUUGGACGGAUAAGCAGCGACCUCUGUUAGCAUAGAUCUUGGGGUUCUUGUUAUUUUACAGAAGACACCUGGCCAGCAGUAUCUCUCUCUCUCUCUCUCUCUCUCUCUCUCUCUCUCUCUCUCUCUC